Physcomitrium patens is the source of this 1605-nucleotide messenger RNA. RefSeq lists its product as uncharacterized. Lineage: Eukaryota; Viridiplantae; Streptophyta; Bryopsida; Funariales; Funariaceae. The record is from RefSeq and is a predicted model, not a curated record. Gene Ontology annotation, cellular component: cytoplasm. Gene Ontology annotation, molecular function: dCMP deaminase activity; zinc ion binding.
UAACCCUAUAUAUUUGAUUUUAGUGGUAGCAUGAAGCUAUGGCAUAUGCUUCGCCUUGAAACUAGCACGUUUAUGCGAUGCCACUGACUGAUUUCUUCGCUCCGCUUAAUUGAGUGGCAUGCGGAUAAUCGGCAGAAAGAGCUCAAACUGCAAGAGAAUCUCGCAUGGUAAUUAGGCGCCUACUUUUCCCCAGAUGAUUCAUCCCAAAUGAAGGGUUCGUCGGGGUCGUCAUCAACGCGGUGCUGAGAUUUCCGCUUCAGGAAGAGGGGUUUCUUGAGGCCUUGGCCCUGUGAAGAUGACGUUGGUGAGCAGGAGAGAACUGGUGCUCGUGUCUGCAGCUUCGGGCGCUAUUGGAGGAGGGCUGGUCGCGCUAGCAUGCAUUGUUGGAGGUCGGUCCCGCUCGGCUCCUCCACAUCAGUGUAACGAGGCUGCUACUGAGGAGACAAAAGUGUUGGAGUGGCUCAAGCUUUGCCUUCGACGGGUUUUUUUCUGGCGGUCGAGAGGUGAAGGUGUUGGUAGUGUUUCUCAUGAAACCCAUCGUUCUUCAUCAGCAAGAAGGGAUAUUCUUGUCCAAGACACCGAAUGUUCGUCACCGAAGCUUCAUACCUGCUGGGGAACUCACAGCGUGCCUGUUGACAACGAUGUUGAUGGUUUUGAGGAUGUGGGUGUUAUGAUAGACCACCCCCCGUCAACCACUCCUCAGACAUUGACUGUUGCCGAUAAGCCCGACCCUUACAAUCCAUCGAAACGACAAGGAUACUUGUCAUGGGAUGACUACUUCAUGGCUAUUGCAUUUCUGUCGGCGAAGCGUUCAAAGGAUCCCAAUCGCCAGGUUGGGGCAUGCAUUGUAAGCCAGGACCGCGUUAUUCUUGGAAUCGGUUACAAUGGCUUCCCAAGGGGUUGCUCAGAUGACCAACUUCCAUGGGCCAAGAAAUCGCAGUCUGGUGAUCCGCUGCAAACCAAAUAUCCAUAUGUAUGCCACGCGGAAGUAAAUGCAAUCCUGAACAAGAACCAUGCUUCAGCUUCAGGCCAGAGACUGUACGUGACCCUCUUCCCUUGCAAUGAAUGUGCCAAGAUAAUUAUUCAGGCAGGAAUUGCUGAGGUGGUUUACUAUACAGACAAAGGCGCGCAUAUAGAGAACAAUGCAGGAGGCACUGAACCUGCAUUUGUUGCAUCUCGACGACUCCUGUCUAUGGCUGGAAUCAGGGUGUGGCAACAUGUACCAAUUGACAAGACGCUGAUCCUUGAAUUUAUGUAGCAUUGGACAGCUUCGUUUUCACAGUAAAUCUUUGACGAAGGCCAGCAACUGGGAAAUUGUCUUCUCUCAAGUGGAAUGAAGAUAAAUGCUACAAGCGGCGAGGAUCAUCUGCAGGAGAAAGGUUCUUUAUUCUUUGUAAAUUAUGAUCCAAAGUAGAACAAAUCUAGUCAGCAUCUGGUCGAUUAGCAAUCUAUGGCUGCAGUGCUUCCUCUCGGGAGACUUCCUCGGAAGCCCGAUAGAGAAGAUCAUCUACAGUCAGUUUACGUGGAGCACUUGCUUACUGCGCUGGUUUAGUAUCACGGAAUACUAUGAAAAAAUUUCAACCGCGUUUUCCAUUUGUUGAACAA